AAAAACUAUCAAAGGACUUGAACCCACUAAUGAAGAAACAAAGAACCUACCCACAGAAAAAGAACUACCGAAAGACGACGAAAAGACAAAGAAUCUAUUACCGAAAAAUGACAAAGAACUACCGAAAGACUACUCCAAUGACGACUCUAGCGACGAUUUCAAUGAAGAUUCUAAAAAAAAAAAUAUUCGCUGUUAA
Racocetra persica is the source of this 196-nucleotide messenger RNA. NCBI's taxonomy places the organism in Eukaryota, Fungi, Glomeromycota, Glomeromycetes, Diversisporales, Gigasporaceae. The record is from the annotation of a GenBank genome assembly.